Messenger RNA from Phanerochaete carnosa HHB-10118-sp, 2095 nucleotides. RefSeq lists its product as uncharacterized. The transcript is spliced from 5 exons. The coding region runs from base 254 to 1906 and encodes 550 amino acids. The record is from RefSeq and is a predicted model, not a curated record. Gene Ontology annotation, molecular function: acid phosphatase activity. Lineage: Eukaryota; Fungi; Basidiomycota; Agaricomycetes; Polyporales; Phanerochaetaceae.
GGUACAGCUUCAUCUGCCCCCCAACGCUCACAUCGUUAUUUUACCUGCACUUUCACGCUUAGCAGCACAUCUUUUACCUGCCAAGCUACUAGUCUAGUGGAGCAGAAUGGGCCUCUACACGGUAGGAUCGCUGGCGCACCGUCGAUGACGAUAAGUUACAGAUGACAUCACUCGCGGCGGGGCGUAUAACAAGGUGGUCGUGUGACCACCUCUCCUCGCUUGUCCCACACUUGUACUCGUCCAGCUAAUCCCCAUGCGACCCUUGGAGAAGGAAAAGUUGCCUACGCUCCCCGUUGUGGACCCCGCUGUCCCGGGAUCGCCUCCCGGACCAACGAGGAGCAGAACAAAGCGUAGCUUGGUGGUUGCCGCAGGCAUCAUCACUCUACUACUAUUCAUUUUCUCGAGGUCCAGCUGCUCAACAGAGUUUGACAUCCCCGAAAGUCUUCGAUUCCUACUCCCCUCCACUGGUACCAACCGAGUCAAGGGAGUGAAGUCAGGCGUCCCUAAGCUGGGCGUGCCUGAGAAGAUACAGAGGCGAUGGGGACAAUACUCACCCUAUUUCCCUGCGGGAAAGUACGUCUCACCCCCAGCAAGUUGUGUUAUUGAUCAAGUCAACAUUCUCCAACGCCACGGGGCCCGCUACCCUAACAAAGAUGACGACUACGAAGUGGCCAUAGAACGCCUGCAGUCUGCAAAGAAGUUGCAUGAUGACUUGAAGUUUUUGAAGGAGUAUGAAUACACGCUUGGGGAGGAGGAUUUGAUCGCUUUCGGGGCUCAGCAGUCUUUUGAAGCUGGGCAGCAGGCUUACGAGCGUUAUUCAUACCUAUUGGCAACUACCCUACCAUUUAUCCGCGCAUCUGGCAUACAGCGCGUCGUUGACUCCGCGGGAAAUUGGAGCCGGGGUUUUCUGCCACCGCAUUUCCUCGGAUCUCCUCACCUUCCGCCAGACGCCCCGCUUCCGAUACAAAUUAUUUCCGAGAACGUGAAUAAUACCCUGAACGACGACUGUCCCAACGCUCCUUCUGAAGAGAAGUACACGGACCAGUGGCUUCGUCAAUUCGCACCCUCGGUCAUCCAUAGGCUCAAAAAGAUGGCGGAGGGUGUCGAGCUCGAGGACGAAGAUGUUCAUCGGCUUAUUGGCGUCUGUGUGUUCGAGACAAUUUCCGACGGGAGCCAAGAGAUGCGCGGAAUGCGGCGCAAAGCUGCUAAAAGCCCCUUCUGCGACCUGUUCACUCCGAAGAAUUGGAAGGAAUGGGAAUAUUGGGGCAAUGUCGAGAAGUACUAUAAGACGGGCUACGGCAACCCAUUGGGCCCUGUACGGGGUGUCGGCUACGUCAAUGAGCUCCUCGCCCGUCUGACGCAGUCAAAAGUGGCCGACCAUACACAGCACAACUACUCCUUACCGUUCCCACUUGAUCGCGCUCUCUAUGCCGACUUUACACACGAAAACUUGAUGAUCGCGGUUUACAGUGUGCUCGGUUUAUUCAACGUCUCGACGCCACUCGAUCCCAAAAAGAUGCCCAAGGACAUGGAUCGAGAAUGGCUUGCCAGUCGCAUGGUUCCCUUCAGUGCCCGGAUGGUCGUCGAGCGACUGCAGUGCCUGACCCCUCCGGAAGAGGUGGGUGGGUUCGAGGGAAGGCAAGUCAACCCGCAUUGGAGCCCGAGACUUCUGGCCGGGGCUGCAGAAGAUGUCAAAUCGCGGAAGCACGGGACCAAAAGCGGCACCUUUGUCCGUAUCUUCGUUAACGACGAUCUCCAGCCGCUCGAAUUCUGCAGCCACGAUGUUGAUCGGCAGUCCGCGCACUGGCAGAAGAAGCACAGUCUAUGCACGUUAGGAAAUUUCGUCGACAGUCAGCACUACGCGCGCUCGAGCGGCGAUGGCGACCUCGAGAAGUGUUACAACUGAAUUAUCGGCAGAAGGCCUGGCGAGCAGUCGUGUGGUGUGGCGUUAUGGUUUCUUUGCCACGAACGUUUACGUUGGCUCAUGCAAGACCGUUGAUGAUUUUUAGCGCAGACACACAGAUACAUUGCCUGUAUGUAUUGUGUACGUUAUAUGCCGCAAUAUACGCCGGGACUCAUUGAUUUACACAUCUGC